AUCGGACAUACAGGUUUCUAUUGAGAAUCAGGCAUCUACUAUGAAAUUUAUAAUACUGAAGCAUUGGUUGAUGUGUAUGUGACUGAAGCAGAAGAAGUUGCCAUGAAAACCAAUGACCAAUCAUCGGUUGAAACUCCAAUAUCUAUGAAGAAUAUAAGUCCAAAUCUCCCAAUUUCUGACUGUGAAGUCACAUUAUCAACUGUGGCAACAAAUUCAAUAUCUGAGAACAAGACUUCUUGUCAUGCUGAGGAUCCAAUGGCCAAGGCAGAAGAGAUGCAUGAAACUUUGGUUGAUGUUUGUGUAAAGCCAGCACAUGAAUCAAACAUGAGUACUGAUCUAAUUUUCGACUGCAAAGUCACCUAUGAUAUUCCAUUUCAACCAUUUGCAACUGACCAGCUUUCGGGACAGUUUCCUCGCUCAACUCAGUUGACACCAAGGAAAUCUUCAGCUAUAAAAGAAUCAACAAUUCAGAAGGUCACUGAUGUUUCAGAUGAUGAUGAGGAAAAAAUUGACACUGGUAAUGUCGAAGUGGAGCUUGAUAAGGAAAAGGCAAAGCCAGAUGAAUUGGCAGGAAAGAGUUUAAGGCAGCCCGCAAAGAUGUUGAAGGAAAUGCAUAUUAAAAGCAAUAAAAAGCACAAUACAGAUAAAAGUGCCACUAAGGUGAGUCUAUUCGCUCUCAGAUCUUUGUGUCUCCUUUCACUGGUAAUUGUUAGAGCUUAUCAUUGUGUUAUACUGUACCAACUUUGUUUUUUGUCAAAUGGGGAAGAAAAGAAUUACCUUGCAGGCAUUGCCAGAGAACUGUAAUAGGGCUGUGGAUGAGGGUUUGAAGGAAAAUUGAAAUAACCUAAUUGCAGGAAGGGAUAUAUGAGUGUAUGAAACUACGCCUUAAGUAUUGUUUCUAUUUUGGGAAUUUUGGUUAAGAGGGCCAAUGAUAGAGGAGGAGGGUUUAAACCUGGGUUUGCCUGCUUAAUAUGUGCUUCUUUUCUUGUUCAAAUGAAAGUCAGAAGUUUGAUAGAA
This is a messenger RNA of Quercus robur (English oak), 1017 nucleotides long. RefSeq lists its product as uncharacterized. The coding region runs from base 103 to 804 and encodes 233 amino acids. The record is from RefSeq and is a predicted model, not a curated record. NCBI's taxonomy places the organism in Eukaryota, Viridiplantae, Streptophyta, Magnoliopsida, Fagales, Fagaceae. The transcript is spliced from 2 exons.